CAAAGCUGUUGCUAAAAUCAUAUUAUGACAUUGUAAGGAAGAAUAUUGAGGACUCGGUACCAAAAGCAAUCAUGCAUUUCCUGGUAAACCACACAAAACGUGAGCUGCAUAACGUCUUCAUCAAGAAGCUUUACAGGGAGAACUUGUUUGAAGAAAUGUUGCAAGAGCCAGAAGAGAUAGCAGGUAAACGGAAACGCACGCAGGAGACUCUCCACGUUCUUCAGCAAGCUUACAGGACACUAGAUGAGUUGCCUCUGGAAGCAGAUUCAGUGUCAGCAGGGAUGUCGAAACAUCAGGAGUUGCUGACAUCGUCAAAGUAUUCCACAAGCGGUUCACGCUCAGCAUCUCCCAGUACAACAAGAAGAUCGAGAAGAGCAGGAGAUCAACACCAAAAUGGAUACGGAUUCUAACAUGAUCCAAAUAUCGAAAAUCUCUAGACUGUGAUAACGCAUUUCAUUCAUUUAAUGGCUCUCUCAGGUUUUGGUUUUAAAUUUAUGUGUUGGUUAAAUGAAGAAUCUAUAUAGGAAAUACUGGGACAGUGUGGGUUUUUGGAGCCUGCAUUGGUUUGACUGAUAAUAGGGAGUGAAGGUGAUAUAUAGUUUUACUAUUUGUUUCAAAUGCUCCCUGCAAACAAUAACGGGAAGCAAACUCUUUCACUCCGAUUUCUUGGGAUGGCUUUAACUUAAUAAGUUGUAUUACAUGAUCGGUCCACAUGACCUUUUUUCUUUUUUUUUUUGGACAUCAAAAUUCCAUAUCAACAGGACGACCUUAAUAAAUUGUAGACUCUUUACUU
Molecule: messenger RNA, 793 nt
Organism: Camelina sativa (false flax)
Lineage: Eukaryota; Viridiplantae; Streptophyta; Magnoliopsida; Brassicales; Brassicaceae
Source: RefSeq, a predicted model, not a curated record